Cygnus olor (mute swan) is the source of this 8065-nucleotide messenger RNA. It is a transcript of the gene SKIL, whose product is annotated as SKI like proto-oncogene. The record is from RefSeq and is a predicted model, not a curated record. Gene Ontology annotation, biological process: negative regulation of BMP signaling pathway. Gene Ontology annotation, cellular component: nucleus. Gene Ontology annotation, molecular function: SMAD binding; RNA polymerase II cis-regulatory region sequence-specific DNA binding; DNA-binding transcription factor activity, RNA polymerase II-specific. Lineage: Eukaryota; Metazoa; Chordata; Aves; Anseriformes; Anatidae. The coding region runs from base 833 to 2902 and encodes 689 amino acids. The transcript is spliced from 7 exons.
CACUCAGCCCAGCCUGCCCUGAAGAAACCUGAGCGCAUCAAAGGUGCGAAGUCAAAGAUUAAAGCGUACCCAAAUCCUCUGCUUGUAAACCGCUCAGCGGCAAGGCCGUGUGUGGAGGAGCGGUGCCGCCGGGCGCAGCCGCUGGCCCUGAGCCGCGCCGCCGGUAGGUGAGGGCGGCCAGCCGGGACGUGCGGCGGAGACAGCCCCGCCGGAGGGGACCCCCGGUGGUGGCCGGCGCCUGCCCCCCUCUGGCCCCCGGCCUCUGCCCGGCCCGGCCCGGCCCGGCCCGGCCCGGCGGCCCCCCGGAGUUGGCAGCGCGGCGGAGCAGGCCCCGGGAGCCCAGCGUGCGGAGGGGAUCGGCGGUGCUCCGGCUGAGGUCUGUGAGCCUUUUGUACCUCCGUACCUAGAGACUUACUGCAGAAGACCGUGUAUUUUCUAAAGGAGAACCCAUCGAGGAUGGCCGCUCCUCCAUCAACUCCUUUUUUACUAAAUUGCUCUUCUAGACUAUUGUGUGAAACAGCGGUGGGGCGUGAAGCAUAACCUUUCUUAUACACAGUGUUUUUUAUAGAAGAGAAUCGAACAAAUACUUAUAAAACUUAAAAAAAUUGUCUAACCUCUCCAGUCUUAAUUUUGUAGUAUUACGUUCAAAAUGGGUCACGGUUUUUCCCGUUGGAGACUGAAGAAUUAACUUCUUACCGAAAGGAAUGCAAAACCUGGUGUGCCGGAGGUAAUCGAGAUCACUUCAGAUUGUUUUAGCUUUUUUUUUUUUCUAUAAACCAGCAGGAAAAUGCACGCUCGAGACUUUAAUUAAUUAAAGUUGUGGUGUUUAGCGAUGGAAAGCCCGCAAACAAACUUCCCGCUAGGUCUGGUUUCAGACCAGAAGAGGACGGGGAUGCAGGAGGACGGGAGUCCCCCGUUCAAAAAAGUAAUGACAGAAAUGCACGUAAAUAGCCAAGUGCGAGUCGUAAUAAAUAAAUUGCCAGCAAUAAAGAAGGAAAACUUGGACGAAUACGAUGAAACUCCUAUGGAGGCUGAUGGGGAAAAUGCCAAGCCAAACAGUACUUCAAUCUCUGAGCCUUUGAAUUUAAAUCCAGGUCUGAAACACACGUUGGCACAGUUCCACUUGAGCAGCCAGAGCUCCCUGGGUGGACCGGCGGCUUUUUCAGCUCGCUAUUCCCAGGAAAGUGUGUCUCCCACCGUCUUCUUGCCUCUUCCGUCGCCACAAAUCCUGUCUGGUCCGCUGCUUAUUCCUCCAGACAGUUCCACCGAGCUCACUCAGACUGUACUGGAGGGGGAAUCCAUCUCUUGCUUCAAAGUCGGAGGGGAAAAAAGACUUUGCCUGCCUCAAGUGUUGAAUUCGGUUCUCCGCGACUUUUCUUUGCAACAGAUUAAUACCGUGUGCGAUGAACUGUAUAUAUACUGCUCAAGGUGCACUUCUGACCAGCUUCAUAUUCUCAAGGUUUUGGGAAUUCUUCCGUUCAACGCUCCCUCCUGUGGGCUAAUUACACUGACUGAUGCUCAGAGACUAUGCAAUGCUUUACUACGCCCUCGCACUUUUCCCCAAAAUGGCAGUUUUCUCCCCGGUAAGAACACCUUGGCCCAACUGAAAGAGACUGGCAGUGCCUUUGAAGUAGAGCAUGAAUGCCUGGGCAAGUGCCAGGGUUUGUUUGCACCUCAGUUCUACCUUGCGCCGGACGACCCCUGUAUCCAGUGUCUGGAGUGCUACGGGAUGUUUUCACCCCAGACAUUCGUGAUGCACUCACAUAGAUCUCCUGACAAGAGGACCUGCCACUGGGGGUUUGAGUCAGCCAAGUGGCACUGCUACCUUCACAUUAACCAAAAAUACUUAGGGACGUCAGAGGAGCAGGAGCUGAAGCAUCUCUUGGAGGAAAUGAAGGAGAAAUUUAGUGAGAAAAACCAGAAAAGAACUCGGUCCAAAGUGGAUUCACAGCAGAGCCUAGAGUUAUCCCAGUGGUAUCCCGUUAUAAAGCAAGAAGCAGAAACUGAACCUCAACCACCCUCCUUUUUCCAUCCCAGUUACUACCUUUAUAUGUGUGAUAAAGUGGUUGCCCCAAACGUAUCCCUUGCAUCACAAUACAAGGACGUUGCAAAAACAGCAGUCAAAGCUUCAGAAGUAACUAAAUCUUCAUCUGGACAGUCAGAGAAAAAGCUCAGUAGCGGAAAGCACAAAAAAGUUGCCUCCUAUCCAGAGCUUUCUCUUGAAGAACAGGAAAAAAUUGACUUGAAAACUGGCAUGGAACAGCAUAAACGUUUAGAUCCACCUGUGUCAACUCAUUCUGCAAGAGGUGGAAAAUCCGAGCGCAUUUCUACCAAAAGCACUAGAGACUCUAAACGUGUUGAAGUAGGUAAUGUGAGAACCUUGUCCCCCACUCUCAUGAAAGACAUCAGCUGUGAAGAUGACAAGGGAAGGAUCAUGGAAGAAGUAAUGAAAACCUACAUCAAACAGCAAGAAAAACUAAAUACUAUUUUGCGGAGGAAACAGCAGCUUCAAAUGGAAGUGGAAAUGUUAAGCAACUCUAAAGCUAUGAAGGAGCUAACUGAAGAACAGCAGAAUUUACAAAAAGAACUUGAAUCUUUACAAACUGAGCAUGCUCAAAGAAUGGAAGAAUUUUAUUUUGAACAGAGGGACUUGGAGAAGAAACUGGACCAAGUGAUGAAGCAAAAGUGUACCUGUGACACCAAUUUAGAAAAAGACAAAGAAGCGGAAUAUGCUGCACAGCUAGCAGAAUUGAGACAGAGAUUGGAUCAUGCAGAGGCAGAUAGACAAGAGCUUCAAGAUGAACUGAGGCAAGAACGAGAGGCAAGGGAAAAGUUAGAGAUGAUGAUAAAAGAAUUGAAGCUACAGAUUUUGAAAUCUUCAAAAAAUGGAAAAGGAAAAUAGAAAUUCAAAGAGGAAGCAUGACUGUGUCUUUCAAACAGGGUGUUUUGUUUUUUAUCGAAUUGUAAGCUGUUUCUGUGUGAUAAGAGAAAGUAUUCUCUACAGAUUUCUAUUUGCCAGACAAGUCCAGAUGAAGAUAUACAUAUAUAUAUAAAUAAAUAAAUAGAUAGGUAUACAUUUUUAGAUUUUCCUAACUAAUGAAAAUCUGCAUUUAUUUGUACUGCUGUUUCUCAAACUAUGAAAAAAAAGAAACUUACGAUUCAGAGUGACCAGUUUCUGUUUAUUUCUAAUGCAGUCUUGAGGACCCUAUACCUUUUAACAUUGUCUGUUAAAAUAUAUUUGGUGAUCUUUAUUUUAGCUUCAGUUAUAAAAAAUUUAAAAAUUAAAAAUUCUGAUUUCUUCAAGGCCAAGAAUAGUUUGGGUUUCAGUGAGAAUUUUGUGUUUUCUAAUUGGAGAAAGUAAAGGCAGCUUUUUAUCUGUAAGGUAAUACCCAAAAUCACCGUGAAAAUAGAUGGAUGAUUAUCAGAAGUGAUUUGCCAACAUGAGUUUUUCCCAUAAUUUUGUUACGUGAAAUCAAGCUGAUCUUUUCAGUAUGUGCUAUUUAACAAUUCAUUCACUCUAAAGCAUUUUACAGUAAUCAUUUGGUUACCAUGCUAGAAGAAGAAAACAACAGGCUUUUUUUCGUAAAUUAAAAAAAUAGAAUCAAAAAUGAAAUCUUCUAAAAUAUAAAAAUCACAUUUUCUUUUAUUGUCUUCUGUACUGCAGGUAAAGCAGACUGUUUACGAGGGCUUGUAGUGACAGGAGAAAGGGCAAUGUUUUAAAACUGAGAGAAAGUAGAUUUAGGUAGGAUAUAAGAAAGAAAAUUUUUAAUGAUGAGACACUGGAACACGUUGCCCAGAGAAGUUGUGGGUGUCCCAUCAUUAGAAAUGUUCAAAGUUAGGUUAGAUGGUGCUUUGGGCAACCUCAGCUAGUGGAAGAUGUCCCUGUCCAUGGCAGGGGAGUUGGACUAGAUGAUCUUUGAAUGUCCCUUCCAGCCUGAACUUCCAUGAUUCAGUGGCUUACCUGGUUUUCAGAUACUAGUGCUUUCAAGAAAAAUAAUAUUUAUAAAAAAGAAAAGAAAAGAAAAAAGUACUGGUUUCUUUGGUACCCCAAGCCUCCAUACUUUGAGCUUCUUGCUAACUAGUGGAUUUUUCUUUCAUCACAUAAAACAGGCCUUAACUGACGUGAUGAUAAUUGCUUAGAAAAAUCAAAUUCUAAGAUAUGGCACUUUGAAAAUCAUUUUGAUAGUUUCUACAUUUGAAUGGCAUGGUAAUGUUACCAUGAAUUAAGAAAUACAGCAUGUUCGUUGAGCUAUAACAUUUAAAAAUGUGUAAUUGUACAGAACUUCUGUUUUAUGUAUAUAUAACAUUUACUUGAGUACUUCAGAAGUCUGAUUCCUGGUAGAUUCAAUGCAUGACUACAGAUUAAGAUGAAGUACUUCUUUGCACUUCUUUCCAAAAAGUUUGAUAUAGCUGACAGGUGUUAGCUGAUUAUGUCGAUGACUAGAAAUGUCUUAGCAGUUUUGUUAUUUCACUACAUAAUUUUAAACUGUGCUUUAGCUCCUGUUACAUUUUUAAGGUACUUAGGUUUAUAACUCUCUUAAUAAUUCAGUUAGUACUGGUGAAACCACUAGUGAAAGCCUACUAGCAUCAAUUUUUAUUCUGAACUAGUAAAACUGAAAACUUCUAGUUCUUCCUUAUCUCUCUGUUAGUGGUAUAAUAGGAUUGAAUAUCAUAGAGACAGAUAAAAUUGCACAAAUAUUUAAAUUGAAUGAAAAAUUAGGUGAUAAAUGUCAUGGAGUCAUAGAAUGAUUCUUUUAUAGCUGUAUAUAAUUUUGUCUAUGGACUCUAUGUCACAUUUACACUGAUAAUUAAGGCAGGUUAGGUGAAAAAAUAUGAAACACUUUUCUUUGACGAUGUUAAUCAGAAAAGAGGAUCCAGAUUACAUUUUUCCCUUCUUCCUCAGCUCCAUCUCCAAAUUAUUACUUAAAGAAGAAAAAGAAAAGACUGUCUUUACAGCAGAGUGAUGGUUUGGAACAAAAUGAUUAUAAAUUAUUCUUCUUGUAUGUUCACCACUUGCUUUAAGAUCACUUGAAUGCUUUAUUUUAAAAAAGACCAAGAACAUGGCUGUAGGGGGAGUGGGCAAGAAUGUCGGUAAAAGUGUGAUUAUUAGGCACUGCAGCUUGAAGUUGGAUUAGCUAAAUUGAUAAAUAAGGAAACACUGUCCUGGGGAACCACAAAGUUUCUUCUGGGUAUUAUCAGAGGAUCAAAAGAGACCGUUUGGAGCUGCUUUUCAGUAUCAGUGUUCUGAACCAAACUUGUUCACUUGUCAGUGUAGAGAAGGCCACGCGGUAGGGCUGGAGUACCGGAUUUACCGCAGUGUUUAUAGCUUAGCUGUCGAAUGUAUGGCAUCCUCACGGGAUUAUUAUACCUGAGUACUGUAUAUUCACUUUUCAUUCAGGUCUUGUCUACGUUACGUGACUUCCGCUCCAAUUUCCCAUUUUGCCACUGGUUGCAGUGGGAGACCAGUACAGCCGGGGUCCGUGCCUUGGGCAGCGCUUCCACCACAUGCCAACCAGGCUCGCUGGCUCCUGCUACAGACCAAUAAAAUGCUGGUGGCCGUAAUUUGUACUAAUAUUUUCACUGCUGCAAAAACUCCAGCAGCUUAUAGCAGUUUUAGCAAUUCCAGCUGCAGGUAAGGCCUCCUAAUACUUCUAAAACAUCUGGCUGAAAAAGCUAAUUGAGCAUUUAUUAAAAUGACUUAAAAAGUAGCUUUGUAAAUAUUCCAUGUAGUCAAUCUGAAGUUAGGAUGCAUUUUAAAUUAUUGUAAUCCUCUUAAAAUUCUUAAAUAUUACUUUCAGGUUCUUUACAUAACAUAAAUAAUUUUCAUAUGUGUAGACUUAAUUUUAUACUGAUUUUAAGUAAUAAUGUAUACAUAAAUGUGCCAUAGAUUUUGUGUGUUCAGUCUUUGAAAGAUAGUUUUUUAGUAAAUUGUAAAUAAUAUGAUGCAAGUUCCAGAACAAAUAUAUGUUAACCUUUUUUCACUACCUUAUGCUAGUUAAUAUUGAGUGGUUUAUUUUACAACCCAAUGUAGGAACUUGGAAUCAGAGCUUAAGGGCCUUCACUUAAGUGCACACCUAAUGGUAGAAGCUAAUUCUGUCACUAGGUACUUGCUUUUAGCCAUGGCAUGCUCAUUUUAUGUAUUAUUGUUUGUUCUACCUUCAGGUUUUGGUUGCCAACAAUUUAGGCAGGAAGUUGUUUCCUCAGAUAGUUGUGACAUUAAGUCUUUAGGAAAAAAAUCCUAGAAUUGUUCACAAUUUUAAGUCUUCAUUAUUAAACACCUAGAUUGAAAUCAAAGUUGCUUAGUGCACCUUUUGGAACAAAGUAGGAUUCAGGCUGAAAUACCUAAAUUGCUCCUAGACUUUUUGAAAAGAACUUUCACAAGCUUUGUGUACUCUAAUGAGCAAGAGAAUAUAAGAAUUGAGAGAAAUUUUGCAAGUCAGAGAACCCUCGUUCACAGAGUAGCCAUGUGUCCCUAGACGAAAGAGAUUUUAUCCAAAAUCUCCAAACUUGAGUCCGUCUGUGUUUAGUUUUUGUAAAGCAUAUCGUUUAGCUUGAGAACUUAGGUGAAUGUAGUUAAGUUUCACAUCCUUCAGCUAAUUUUAUUCUAUAUUUAAUAUAUUAAUAGCCUAGGUGUAAAACCGUUUGUAUAUAGUGAAGGCAUAAUGCAAUUAGUGAAGUAGGAAAAGUGGAGUGGGAGCAUAAAGCUACCAGUGGCCUGAAAAAAUACGGCUUGGUCCAUAUUUUAGAAGUCACGACUGUUUAUUCAUACAUUCUUGAUUUAUACUGGGGGUUGGAUAGCUAUAAUGUGUUAAGAAAUUUUUGGAAAACUUUCCUAGCAUUAGUUGUGAAGUUGGCCUUGAAAUGCUGUCAUGGUCAGCUUCCUAGAAUUCACUUGUUUGUAGAGUAUAUAUUUUGACUGUCAGCAAAGAUAACAACUUUGUAUUUUUUCUGCACUUAAUUCAUGUAAUUGAUCCACACAACAGAGUUUUCUAUAAUAUGGUGAAGUCAACAAACGACGUAAUUACACCUACCUGUUAAUCUGUGCUUGAACUAUAUCAGUAGUUUUAUUUAAGCUGUCAGCAGCAAGCAGCAAGAAGCUGCAAAUUUUGAUCUUUUUGCUCAUUUGUAGUGGGAGAAGUGUUCAUCAGUGUUUUCAUUACAGAAAGCUUGUAGAAUUUUCUGUUUGUUGCAAAUCUAUUUCAAAAAGAUCCUUUUUUUUUUUAGCUUUUGUGAAAGCACUCAUUGCUUACAAAUUGCAUGACAAGUUCACUGUGUGUCUCUAUUAUUUAGAUUUUUCCAUUAUUUAGCUUUUUUUUUUUUUUCCAGAGUUAGUGGUUCAGUUGGGAAAUGCUUGAAAAAUGAGUUUUAAGCACUUCAUCAAGCACAGCAAAUGGUUAAAAUUUUGUUUUUGGAAAAUUGAUUAUAUGUAACAAUAUCAAUUGAUUUUUUUUUUUUCUUCGAAUAUAGAUACCUCACUUAAAGGAAAGCACAGUUAUACUGUAUUUAAAAUAAUUCUAGGAAAUAAUAAAAAGUUGGUCUAAAAUAUUUUGUUGCAGUUACGUUGCUUUCUGUGAUGGACAAAAUCUGUUUUUGUGUUUUCAUACUUGCUCUCAAAAGUAUUUAUUGAUGUUGACAUGCCAAUACGAUUAUCUUAAAUUCCAGGAAGUAGUUGCAAAACACCAGUCUGUUUAGCUGAAGGCAACAGGUUGGAUGACUAUUCCAAAACCAUAGUAAAAGCCUGUGAAAACGAUCAGUGCAUUCAAGGAUUUUUAAUACUUUGCCAAUGAUGUACAGUCUUACUGCUAGCGUUGCUGUGGUUGCAUUACAUGACACACGAAACUGUCCUCUACCUCACGUGAGAUUAACUGAUAUUUUAUAUGGUUUUAGUAAACAAGAGGCUUCUAUCUGGUCACUUAGUUUACAAAUUUUGAAUUAUAUUUAUUGAAACAUGACAUACUGUGCUCUUAGCUUAUACCUCAAUUGUAUUUUGUGCUGUUAUCCAUUUUCAUGCCGUGUAAAUACAUGUACAGAUUGUGGACUCAAAAACAAAUAAAAAACUGUAAUG